AUGUUGGGGGAACUGAUGCUUGUUUUUAGGAAUUUCCUUGCCAUACUUGCUUCCUCGGGCACCCUGGGAGCAUUGGUGGCUUGGUUGAUAAGCUAUAAGCCAGUUUUGUUUGGGUUCCUAUUCCUUCUACUAUUGCUUAGCAACUGGCUGGUCAAGUAUGAACUCAAGCCCACCUCCUCAGAGAACUGUCAGGACAAGAUCCUUGAACGGCUUUUGUUCAGUGAACUAAAGCUGAAGGUCUUGGAAAAUCAGAUGUUCAUCAUAUGGAAUAAAUUGAAUCACCCUAAGCGAUCAAGCAGACAUCGAAAUUUCCCCACGAAGAAAGACAAAACGAGGAGGCAUGAGUCCACGUUUUCCAUCCUCUCUGAUUGUACUUCCAAUUCCCCCACCUAA
Molecule: messenger RNA, 393 nt
Organism: Marmota flaviventris (yellow-bellied marmot)
Lineage: Eukaryota; Metazoa; Chordata; Mammalia; Rodentia; Sciuridae
Source: RefSeq, a predicted model, not a curated record